Molecule: messenger RNA, 10215 nt
Organism: Nomia melanderi (Alkali bee)
Lineage: Eukaryota; Metazoa; Arthropoda; Insecta; Hymenoptera; Halictidae
Source: RefSeq, a predicted model, not a curated record
AGGAUCGAAACCCGGGGCUGCGAAGGUCGCUGAUGUCCGCUACGAGCCCUGCCCCUACCCCCGCCACUUCGCCGUCACCCGAACGAAGCCGAGCAACAGGAAGAAGAACACCCUCGCCGUCGAAGCCCGGAAACAUCGCCGCGUCCCGCCGUCUAAUCCGCGCCACCCAACGACUCGAUCCAACCGGAAGAGAGAAGCGCGAGCGCUACCGGCGCGUCAUCCCCCUGUUGGAUAAUCGCCGGCCACCACGCGUCCGUUCCUACAGAACCUCGACACUAGCACUGCUGCUGUAUCGCCGAUCAGCCCGACCACCCCUCUGAAUGUCUUCGCACAUCCAAAAGUCGUGCGUGGUGAGGACACAGGGGCUUGAAGCGACAUUGAGUGACAGCAAAAAGAAGUACGGCGACAAGGUGAAUGCACUUCUGUCCGCCUGGGAGCAUGUCACCAAUUUCAUUCCUGGGGCAACGCCAGAGGCCACCCAGUCUCUCAUAGAAUGGGCUCACAAACACACAUUGAAAUUGGUUCUGCGCGGGGAGUGGCCGAAGUUGUCACCCGCGACAAAGACGCACCUCAGCGUAACCUUACAGAGGUGCGCGUCUCACCUGGUGCAACACCCCGCUGCACCCAGGUGCACUGCCCUGAUAGCUCUGGUGCACAAUCCAUGGACUCAUCCCGCACUCGACAGUAUACUUAACGGCCAACCGGAUUCCGAACAUGAAGAGGAAUUCUGCUGUUCGGAGAAAGGCGAACUGUUAACGAUGAGGCUGAAAAUACUUUGCGAGGACCGCUGCGAGGACAUAGCGGUGAACCUCGCCGCCGCUUGCGUACGUUCCCUGCGGCGGAGCGAUCGGCUGCGCUCGCUCUCGGAUUCUCAUCACGUUCAUUACAUGAUCGACGUCUAUAUUGUCCUGUUGUAUAAAUUGAAACGCACGCAAGAUAUAUUCGCUCAAUUAAAAUUAAUGGAUCUCAGCGACGGUCUGGAAUUGGUCCAAAGGCUCAGCGGUGAAAGACCGACAAAAUAUGGAACCGCGCGAGUUUGGAGGAAUUCGAUAAAGGCUGCUGAAUUGGUUGCACAAUAUCUCGUUACCGCGGGCAUGGUCCGACCCGUGCCGGAGACGGGCGCGAACAUCCUCGAGCAGAUCCUGAACUCCUGGGCCUCGCUGCACUCGAAAUUGAAGGACGUUGCCCCCACGUUGCCAGGAAUGAUACGGAAAUUGAUAGAACCGGCCGAGAGUGCUCAGCAUAUUUAUAUCUUCUGCGCGGUGCUCACGAAACACUUCGGCGACAGCAUAAAGCCUCUGGUAAUCGAGCUGUAUAUCAGGGCGUUGACGACGGACAUGAAUGAGCUGGAGAGUCAGAAGGCGAAGUCUGACAAAGAGAAGGUUCGAGAGACGGCGAAACGACUGAGCACGCAGUUCCUUAAGUUAGCCGACGUGGUUGGCAGCAACAUCGGUAUCGCUCGCGAAUGUGUGUUAACCGCGUUCUCGUUGCAUCCGACCAGGUCCUGCUACGACAGGAUCAAGGAAAUCGCCGUGGCCUGUGGCAAGACAAGGGAAGACAGCUCGGCAUCCGGUGACGGCGACAAGCUCAAGUACGCGUUGGAGAGCAAUCACGCGAACGGCGCGUUGACGAAAUCGGAGAAUGACAGGGAUGAGCCGAAGAAUGAUGGGGACAAAAGCGACGAGAUCGCGGAAACAACGACAUGCCUGCGUGACACCUCAUUGGUCCCGGCACCGUCGUUGCCAGACUCAACGACGCUUGCAGCAAAAAAGAGCAUCGACUUCCAGAACGGACAGGUCAGCAAGAGCUUCGAGCGUACCGAUCAGCUGCUGAAGAGCCUCCUGACGACCACGAAGAAGAUAGAACCCGCGGUGCCGACGAACGACAGGUGCCCUCUGCAUCCAAAGAGGGAUCCUCUGUCUGGUGCGCCACUCGGGGAGCUUUGCUUCAACUGUGGCGAGUUCACUGGCAACGACAUCUCCACUGGCAAGCCCGCCGAGACGAGCGAGCCAGCAUCCAGGAACGUGGAAAGGACCCUCGACGCACUGAUACUGAUCAAAGGCGACGCGGUUACGGGCUCGGCAAACUACGACGAGAAAUCUGUGCCCAAUCAAGUCCUCGAUGGUGAGAAACUGGGCCUGUCGCCGCAGCUGUGCGACGACCUGGCCGUAGUAUUGAGCAGCCCCCGCUACCACAUGCUCAGCUGGGUCCUCGAUUGGAAGGAGUUGAACAGUCUUUGCGAGAGGUACCUAGAAAAUGCCGAGGAGAUGAGGAACACGAACAAGGAGUUGAAGUAUCUAAACAUCGACUACUCGCAAUUUAAAGACUGGCCCUCGGAGGACGAGACCAAGGACAUAUUCUUCGGAAUCGAGAAGGGGUACGAGCAGUGGGUUGACCUGCCGUCGGACAACUCGGAACAGUUCGGCAGCUUUCAGCCCGCGGGCACGUAUAAGCGAUCCUCGACGAGAAGAAGUUUAGACGACACCACUACCACAGACUCGGACAGCGGGAGCAUACUGCGCGUGAGGAGGACUGGCAGGCCGAGAAAGAUCCACCGGCUGGAGUCGUCCGAGAGCGACUACGACAGCGCGGACCGAAAGUUGAAGCACUUUAGGAACAGCUCAGUAUCCGACAGCGAUAGCAACACUCAAGACAGUCAAACAGACAGCCUAGGCAGCGACGUGUGUCGACCGGAGACGAAGAAGAAGACCAAUAAAUCGGUAGGUAAAGAGGCAAGCAAGAAACGUUCCAAGUCGUCGAAGCUGACUGUCGAGUCCGUCUCACACUUCCACAUGCUGGUGAACGAGAACGUGCGGCACGCGAACGCGAACGAGGAUGCGAGCGGCUCCGACGUAAGCAGCAACGACAUCAUUACGCUGUUUUCCGCGGACAUGGACGAAAACAAACGAGAAACAAUCAAGGGAUCCGCGUAUACAGCUGCUGCGCCAUUGAUCAUCACCGAGAGGAGGAGCGAUCCGGCUGUGCUCAAGUCCUUGAGGAUGUUCAGGCCUCAGAACACGAAGAAACCGACCAGGAUCUCACAGAUACUGCAGAAAAACUUAUUGAAUAAGAGCAAAGACAAUAACAACUUAGAGAACAACGCGACCAGUGUAACCAAGUUUGCCCCGAUGCUCAGCACGCUGAACCUGAACCCGAAAAUUGUAUUAACGAGGACGGAUGAGAUCGACAGGCGGUUGAUCCGCGCAAAGAAACAACAACGACUGAGCAGCGGUGACAUCACCAGUGAACUGAUGAACAUCCAGAAGAACAUGCCGUUCUCGCCGAACAAGAACGCGAUAUCUACUUAUCAGAAACAGAAAGGAAAUACGGGAACGAAUACGACCAAGUCCGAUCUGACGUCCGCGGAGGGUCGUGACUUGAAUUCGAAAUCAAAUUUAGGAAAAAGAAAGUUCGAUAUUCUGGCGAAGGCGGUCAGAGAUUCGGAUAUACUAGCGAAGAACGUGCCAGGCUUGAACUCGCUGGACAUGAUGGUACCACCGCGGAUGCGGCCCACUGUCAACGUGGUGCAGCUCUCUCGAAACAUUCCACAGAGCCCGAACUCGGGCUCAGUUAACAGCGGCAACACUCCGCCACGGCCGAAUAGAACCCCCAGCGUAGCGGGAACCAUUCAAUUGCCGGGCACGCCAUCCUCCGGCGGACAUGACAGCGGUGUAGGUAUGAGUCCAGCAGGACAAACUCCUCCGCCUAGAUCUUCGACGCUUCCCGACGUCGGUGAAGAGGCGAAUCAACCACCCGAUGGGUCGCCGACAUCGUCGACCACUACAAACGUUUCCAGCCAACUCGAAUCGGACUCCAGUCCUAGAACAGUGCCGAUUCGUCGGAACCAACAGAAUCAGUCCUCGCCAAAGAAGUCCCCGUCGCCGUGUUCUGCGGUGACGACAACCACGACCACGACUACGACCACAUCUGCCAUCGGCUCGGCGACCGAACAGCUGCAGAUCGUCUGCAAGCCGGAUGGCACCUAUCAGUUAGCUUCCGUUAAUCCAAACCUCGUCUCCAAUCAGAGGAACGUUCUCAAUCUUCAGAGCAUAGAUGACAAUAGUGGUAACAGCGGUGGCAGCGUCGGUGGAUUCUCGCGACAGAAUCAGCAUGCGGAGAACGUGAACGCGAACAGAAACACCUACGAGAGGUUGACCGGCGCGGCGAAAACGAACUCGCAAUCGGGACAGAACGCUGGCCUGCCGAAGUUCCAGCAAGCCUUCCGUAAGACCAUCUACACCCUGGCGACGGACGCAACAACGGGCGGCGUAGCCGGACCCACGUCCGAGACGCUGGUCCAGGCUGCGUCACCACAGAAGACCGCGAACCUCUCAAAGGCGGUACAGACGUCCGUGCCAAGUGCGCAACAGCCGAACUCUGCGUCGGGAAUUAACGUGCAGUCGAUCGCGAACAUACCGAAUGCACUGCAGUUAUCUACCGGCAGGCAGAUACUGAACAUCGUACAGAGUUCGGGUAACAACGCGAACGUCGCGACUAGUCCGAACGCCAAUCAAACGCUGACUCAGCUCGUGCAGAACGUGCAGAACGCCUCGCCGGGCGUAAUAUACACGCACAAGAUCCCCGUUACAAUAUCCACUACAAAUCCAAGCCAACUGAACAUCAUUCCUACGAUAUCGCAUGCGAACUCGAUACCAGCUGGCAGAACGCCGGUAGUCAAGCUGAACAUCAUCCGAACAACCACGCCGCUCAGGCAACAGAACAUCACUGGCGCUAUCCAAGCAGUUCUGACCACGCCCAGGUUGCAACAGCAACAGCAACAGCAGCAGCAACCACAACAACAACCGCAGCAGCAGCCGCCGCCUGCGGUCAGAACAGAUAGUUUGAUUGGUUCACCCAUAGAAGUGCCGAAUCAGGUCAGCUCGACUACCCUAGAACAGUUGAGAGAGUUCGAGAGCGUCCUGGAACAAGUGAAAGAGAGGAGCACGAUCCAGCCUCAGUCUCAUCAGAUGAUAUCCGCCGCCGCUACGACCACCGUGCAGACACAAACUACCACGCAACAGACACAAGCGGCCAAGCCUCAGCAACAACAACCAGCGCAACAGACGCAACAACCGCAGCAGCAACAGCAACAACAACAACAGCAGCAGCAGCAGCAGCAGCCGCCGCAGCAGCAACCACAACAACAGCAGCAACAGGUUUCCGUGAGCGCUCUGGCGCAACAGCUUCUGAUGCCUACGCAACAGGCUACCAACAACGAUUUCACGAGCAACGGGAACACCGUCAACUUCCAGCAAGACAUCUUCUCGCAAAAGGUCUCGUUGGCGUAUGUAAAUCAGAGUACGGGAACCGCAGCCGCGAAAACGCCGAACUCAACGCCGGUAGUCGUGGUGACGAGUUACUGUCAGCCAGCAGCUUCGCCCGCUUUGAGCGUUACCUCGCAGAGUUCUUCGAGUCCCUGCGUGACACCGGCUCCUGCGCCCAUACCAUCCGCCGGGAAGACACCGCCCACACCGCCCUCAGCGAAAACGGUGAAGAAAUCCGCACCAAAGACCCUGAAGACCAGUGGGACGAACACAUCGAAGGCUUCGCCGAUCCCCAAGCCGCAACAAAAGCCGCAAGAGGAUGAGCAGACCGCACAGAGGAUCUACGCGAUAUUGGACGAGUACGCGGAACAGUUGCGCAACUCGCCGGACCUGAAUAACAAACCGGCACCCAGGAGAAGAUCGAAUCCGCCGACAAACCCCAGCCAAUCCUCCAAACGGAAGAAGUCCAGCGCGAACAAGACGAAGCCGGUCGGCCAACAGAACUCCGAGCUGAGUCCGAGCACCGACGAUCUCGGCAGAACCAUGGGCAGUGAGGAUUCAUCCAGCGGCGUGGUUCACGUGCAGGACAGCCCGGCUGGGUUCUCCGCUCCUGAAGAACCUAGCGGCAACGUGUCAAGCGUCAGCGACGCGAAUGCCGAGGUCCGCAGUUUGACCAACGACUCGAGCGAUGGCGUUGAGCUGAACGUGAAGAGGCGAAACCUGAUCUUCGCCGAGCCAGGGUCUGGCCAGCCCAGGGCGGUGAUCGUCCAGGAAGCCGUCCAGACCGGUUCGGUUAGCGUCAGUGAAGCUCUGGCUUCGGUCACUGGUAAGAUGGGCAGCACGGCCGUCCUGGUUCCGGGCACUAAUUACAUCCUGCCAAUGAAUCUGAUGAAGGGCGGUCAACAAUUCACGAUAGUAUCCAGUGGGUCGAAACUUCUUGCUACAGUACCAGCGACUGUUCGGACCACUGGUAAUACCGGUGUCUCGAACACACUGCUGCUUCAGUCGUUUCUAAACCAAGCAGGGAAGAUCAUCUCCCAGCCGGCGCAGGUUAAGCAGGUCAAGAUUCCAACGCUGCAGACUUUGUCCGGUAAUCAGACUUUGACCACCGCUCAGAACGUUCAAGCAGCUUCGGUGGUUAUCCCUCAAACAGCUAGCACCGGUAGCUCAUUCGUUGGAGAGACAGCCACAGAGAAGAGCAACAUCAUCGGCGAUCUGGCCAUUGGGAAAAGCGAGAACACUGGUGUCGCGGCUACCAGCGUUGCCGUUGAGUCCGCUGCGAACGCAAUCGUUGUGAACAAGAGCAACUCGGCAAUUGGGCUGAUCCAACGGAACUUGAAUGAGGCAUCGGAGAAUCAGCAGAUAUGCGGUGUGAUCACGAGCAACCCGAAUCUGACUCUUCAGAGUGCCAGGCUCUUCAAUUCUUCGAUACAUAAGCUGUCGACCACCACCGGAUUGAAGUCGGACAAUGUGGUGUGCCUGACGCCGACUGCUUCGACGAUCACGCACACGCCCGAGAAGAAACCGCCCCAAGAGACCCAGGUGCACAACGAAAAAGCGGUGUCAAUUCAACCAGGAGCUACCAUCGCUCUCGCGUUUGCAAGUCAGUCGGACGUUUCCAUGCUGAAUGACGCCCAGCAGCAUCAACAACACCAGCAUCAGCAACAACAAAAAGACAUGAAAGAGGUGUCGGCGGAUAUCAUUUCUGGUGGCAAGAUCAUUUCACCGAAGACAGUCAAGAGAAAAAUCGACGACGCUAUGGAUUCCAUGUCCACGAUCGUGACAACCAAACAGUCGGGAGGCAUCGACAACACGACGCAAUUUUUGGUGACCGGUGGGCCGAGCAGCUCCGACAGCCAAGAGUCACCUGUGCAGCAGUCCAGCGAGGGUAUCGACGUGUCCUGCAAAGUUGGGAACGGUCUACUGUACGGGAACGCGAGGCUGCAGGAGGCUUGGGAGCCGGAGGGCAAGGUGUCGCCGGAUACCUGUCCGUGGCGAUACGUGCCCACCUCGACCAAUUCUUUGAACAUCGAGCCCCUGAACUCCAGAUACACCGACAACACGGAGAACGUGCAGAGCGUGCUGCAGAUCAUCAACAAGGGCCAGGGUAUCGAGAUGGCAGGCGGUCAGAUCUAUCAGACCAACACGAAAAAGUAUUUCAUGAAUCACACCUUGGAACCGUUCCAACAGUACUCGAACAAAAGUAACGCGAUGAAAACACCGUUGAACCCGAGACUGGACCGCGAACUGUUACAGCAGAAAAUGGAGAGGAAAGCGGCGGCGAUAGAGCGCGAGAUGAGGUUACAGAAGAGCCUGUCGGAGGAGUGUGAGGACCUAGGUGUGGACGAGCCGAGCACCAGCGACCUGUUCCCCGAAGCUGACCUACUCUUCGACACGAACCACUCGCCGUCGUUCGAUCACUCGUCCCAGGACGCGUCUUGCAGCCAACCGCUCGGCAUGAAGUCGUAUGGCGGCUCUUACUUCCGUUCCCUGGACUCGUCGAGCGGCAGCAGGGAUGCCAGCCCCGUCGCCGACUUCAAGGCGAACGAGCGUAGAAGGAACACCGGUCAGCGAACGAGAUCCUCGAAGGACUCCUCGAAGAGGUUGAAGAGGGACAAGGCGGAGGAUCUGCACUUGGAGAACCCCGCGAAGCACAUGCGAUUAACUUUGGACAACUCGAGCCAGGACGAGGCGUCGAACAGCAACUCGGACAUCUCGAGGUUGUCGCCAACGCAUCUCUGCUCGCUGGAGAACGACACGCUGAAGGUGCAAAGCCGAACGAAAAUCGCGUCACGGAACGGCUCAAAGGAGGGCUCGCCAAGCAGCGUGUCCAGCAUCCCGUCUAACAUGAAGCUGGACAUCGACUUGGACUCUGAAUCGCUGCCUGCGACGAUAAACGUGAACAACGCGUCCGCCGCGAGCUCGGGGGACGAGAGCCUGACGCUGCUCAGCGGGAACACCGCGGACGUGACGAUACCGUCGCCGCUGUCACCAAUCGCCGGUCCGAUGCUCUCCACGCACAAAUACACCUACACCAACAAGAAACGCAUCGCGUCCAAGGUAACGAGGAUGGACUACCUGUCCUGGGAGAGCCCGAUGUCCGAGAGGACACGGUCGAGCAGUGACGAGGAAGACUCGAGCAUCAGUGAAUCGAUCGGCAGCCAACCGGAGGAGAACGCGCUCAGCAACGGUCUCGAUGACAGCGUUCAGAGCCUGAAGUCGUUGACCAGCGAACGGCGUUGCAGUUACUUAAAGAAAAAGGAGAAGUUGCAAGUGAACGCGAGGGUGGUGCUGAACCGUGCGGAUCAGAAAGGUAGCAGCGGGGGUGGCGCUGGCGCCGGCGGGGGCGGUGGUGGCGGCGGUGGCGGGGGUAUUUCGAAGCGCGUCAAGUCGACCGCCGAGUCGAUCCAGGACUCUGUGAUGGUCUCGAGUGACAAGGCGUCCGAGCCGUCGGACGAUGAAGGCAGCAACAUCGCACUGGUCGAGCCGGAUUGUCGCGCAAGGAGGUCCAGCCUGCGCGGCCAUGUCAAGAAGGGUUGCGCCUGUUGCAACGGAUCCCCGGAACGGCCGAAGAAGAAGUCAUCCGUCAAGUCGGAACAUUCGAAGCUGAAGAAACGAUUGUCCUCGAAACAGGCUGGGAAGAAAAGGUAGUCCUAGCGAUGGAAGGCUCGCCGGAGUAUCGCGUGCUCCGUCGUCAUGGUACACUCAUUCCUGCGACGCGCUGCUCGAUCCAGCACUUGGCCGGAGAAGCUGGGAUGGUGGAGCAGAAGGAGAAGAGGAAGAAGAAGAGGCAGAAGAAGAAGGAAGAGGAACUUUCGGUUGGUUUGAAACGCGGUCUCCGGGAUCAGACGGUGGUUAUACGACGCAUCGACGGAACCGAAUUCGGAGAGGAGUUUGCACGGCUCGGAGGACGAUCCAUUAAAUCUAAACAAGCUUGUAUAUACGUAGCAGCGAGCGAGCGCGAGGGUUGUUAGCGAGAGAAACUUUUUUCUGAUAUCCAUGUAACUCGGUAUGCGUGUGUGCGUGUAUGCGUGUAUGCGCGUGUGCGUGUGCAUGGAUGUGGGAGUUUGUCGUGUGCCUGCCCCCGUGUAGGCAACAACUGUUACUCGCAAGACAAAUUCUUCGUAAAUAUGAAUUCACGCUAACAAUUCGUUUCGUUGAUGACAGGGUGUGCAAGUGAGAGAAAAGGUUCGAGACGGAAGUGGAGACGGAGUGAAAGAGAGAACGAGAAGCAACGAAGAGAAAGAAAAAGAGAGAGGGAGAGAGAGAGGGAGGGAGAGAGAGAAAUGAGCGAAGGAAAGAUACGACGGGAGAGAGGACGAGCGAUUUCGUUGGCGGAUCUCUGCGAGAAUAGAUCAUCCUUUUACCGCUAGAUGUUACUACGAUACCUAGGUGUAAGGUGCAGAUUAUUAAUGAAUGGCAGACUUAGAUUAAAUCGUUAAGAAUAUUAGAGACGCAAUCUAGUCAAGAGAUAAGGUUUGUGGCGAGGAAUAGGUGCGCUCGGGUGGGAGAGCGAGGGAGAGAGUGAAUGGAAGCAAGCGUGGAAAGCGGCGCUAAGGGGAGCACGGCUGAUCAAGAGAUAACGAUGCACGACGUGAAACGAUUCAAAUUAGAAUGUGUGUCCGUGAUUUGUUGAUAGAUCCCUCGCAGACUAAAGAGCCUGAAUUUAUAAAUUUUCUCUAACUGUAUCUAUCGCGACGAAUAACUAUUCCACGUUCUUACACAGUGUGGUCAGACUGAGUAGACGAAAUAGAGAGUCUUAUAGAUCUCGUUCGGUGAAGUAACGUAGUAAGACACGCAUUGAACUUUUGCCUUUCCGCGUAACGCUUCUCGGUACACAUAGAAAAAAGAGAAAAUGAACCUUAACUUUAUAAAUUGCGACACGAUCCUUGUAAAUUUUAGCAUCAUACCUUGACGAACCAGGGCAGGGGGGAGGGGCUGAAGUUUGACG